This is a messenger RNA of Erpetoichthys calabaricus (reedfish), 9197 nucleotides long. It is a transcript of the gene dyrk3, whose product is annotated as dual specificity tyrosine phosphorylation regulated kinase 3. The record is from RefSeq and is a predicted model, not a curated record. The transcript has 3 exons. Gene Ontology annotation, biological process: peptidyl-serine phosphorylation; peptidyl-threonine phosphorylation; positive regulation of cell cycle G2/M phase transition. NCBI's taxonomy places the organism in Eukaryota, Metazoa, Chordata, Cladistia, Polypteriformes, Polypteridae. Gene Ontology annotation, cellular component: nucleus. Gene Ontology annotation, molecular function: protein serine/threonine kinase activity; protein serine/threonine/tyrosine kinase activity; ATP binding. Bases 2041 to 3780 code for a protein of 579 amino acids.
CGAAAUGAAAAGGAGGAAGAGCAGCAAAUAAGAAACGUGGGCAGGACUAUUGGACAUUGGCCGAGGUCACGGACUUGCCAAGAGACCACCCCAGGGACAUCUGAGACCCGUAGCCUACAAAGAAAUAGCUGCGGUUGCUUGCAUUGAACGACAAGAGACUCGACACUGUGCCUGGCUCGUCUUUGUCAUCCCUGGGACUGGAGCCAGAAUGGCGUCCACAUCGCCUGCCUUCCGCGGUGAGUUCCCUCCCCCUUUGAAGCAGAGAGUCGAUGCCGCGUCGUGGGAGGGCCGUCUUAGCAACAAGCAACCAACACGGAUAGCUGCAAAGUGAUCAAGACAAACGUCUAGGAGGCUGUAGGAUUUCAAGGAUUCGUCUUAAUUUCAACAGCACGAACGAACGGCAUUUGAAGAGGGGGAACGCAACCCCGGAAACGCCCAACUUGUCUUGCUGUUGCAGUUGCCGGAGGACUGGUAUUCGUGAAACUAUUUUCAGGGAUUUAGUUCCGGGAGAACACAGCUGCCAGAAAGAGAAGGUCUGGGUGGGGAAAGAAAAAUACUAAUGUCCGACCCCCAGAAUUUCACAGAAAUACUCAUAGGUGGUGUUCACUUUGGACCUAUUCGGAAAAUGCUACAUGAAGGACAGAUGGAAGAGCUCGUCGUCAUCGUCACUUGAUUUGUGCCUUUGCUUUUUUUCCUGUACGAUAAUAUCCGUCGAGGCCGAUCUUCAUAUGGAAGACCUCCGAUAGCCCAUGGUUUGUACAUCCAAGACGUUGCCUUUAUGGAUGAUUCUUGAUUGUAGAUAACUACCUCCUAAAGCCAAGUGACUCGAGGUUCAUGAUUUUUCAUUUUUAAACGAUUUUUGCAGAUUUUUCGUAAAUGCAUUGUUACCAGAUUGCACAGGGCGGAUGCUUUUAUAAUUACAGGAAAGAUUUUUAGGAAUACAGUUUGUACAGGAUGUUAAGCAUUUGUGUGUAUGUAUACGUACAACCUUUUGCUAAUUAGUGUUCCCUGUAACUUAGCAUCCAGUUUUGACUAAUUUUUUUGGAAACUAAUUUAUUAAAAUAAUCGCGAUCGUAAAAGGGCGAUUUUUGCCUUCUAGAUCAACUUUCAAUCGUCUGUCUUCUGUUUACACGUGACAUCCCUAAGCUCGUGGCGGAAAUUCCCAGGCGUCCGACACGCAUCGUUUAUAUUUUUAGUUCUGUUGUGGAACAGCAGUUUACACUGCCUCAUUUUGCAAGUUUUUGCAUUUUUUCAUUUGGAUCAAGGCUGACCUUAAUUAUUUUAAUUUUAAAAUAACAAGUUUUGUUUGGGAAACAUUGUUUUUAAGAGGUACGAAUCAACUUUUAUGAAUUAAGCCCACUUUUAUAGAACCUAAGCUUUAUAUGAGAAAACCUAAGAUUGAGCCUUAGUGAUUAGUCGGGUGUGUUUACACGUCAAUGCCAGAGGAUUUAUCCAGCCCUUCCAUCUUUUGGAUGACCGGCUAUUUGCAACUGUUGACUGUAAAGAAAAAUCGAAAGACGUGAGUUUUGUUUUACACUUGAAAGAAGAACCCAGUCCGUAAGUGUGAAGGGAGACACCUGCACGUGAUAAAUAAUAUUGACAACUGUGUUGGAGCUCGACAACUGCAGGACACUGUAGGAGCGAUCUCAAUACAUAUGUAGUGCCGAAGAUCUUCUUUUAAAAAGUGUCACGGUCACGACAGAUCAAACGUGCUCAUUUUGAGGAAUCGGGUUUUGUUAACUUUUGGAACGUAUUUGCUCUUUUCGAGAUGUUGACUUUACCCAUUGACCCGUAUACGGAACAGAUCGGGUAUUGCAUUUGCGAAGGUUGGACACAUCUAUUGUGACAUUUCAGUUUUAAUUAAAACAUCUGUGUCAAGGAGCUCGAUGUACAGUUCUCUUCUUUGAAGAACAUAUUGAUGUUUUAUGUUGGCAGUUGUUUACGGCGUAUACGCAGCAACUUCAGUAUCCCAUUUCAGACGUAAUCAGCUAUUUCGUGGGAUUCCUUUCUGGAUGGUCUGUCAUUUUACGUGGUACAGCCAUGAUGAUCCUCAGCAGGAAGCCGGAGGGACCGAUCACAGCGGCCCGGCAUGGGGACGGCUUGUAUGACUCCUACAUGCGAACUGACCAAGCUGACCCAAAUGGCAACAGUCCAGCAGCCCUGCCACCUCUUUCCAAGCAGACAAGUGGGAGUGGCAGCAACAAACCCACACCAAAAGAUCACAGAAUAGAUAGCCGAGGACAAUCAAAGAUGAAACAUUUACAUGAGGACACUGGCAUCCGUAAACCCAGCAGUGGCCCACAUCACAACGGUUCUUUAGGCACUGUGAAACCUGUGUCCACCUUACUUAAAGAACGAAGCAUUGAGAGCACCAGCUCUGGCAAGACAGGGGAUAGCUUGGUGAAGGCCAACAAAAUCUUGCCGCUCACUCCAGACCAAGCCUUGAAACAGUACAAGGAGCAACUGACUACUCUGGAACAGGAAGAGAUCAUCAGCUAUUCUGAGAUCUACUUUGUUGGUCCAAAUGCCAAAAAGAAACAAGCAGUACCUGGUGGAUCUAAUAAUAACGGGUUUGAUGAUGACAAUGGUUGCUACAUUCAUGUACCGCAUGAUCAUUUGGCAUACCGCUAUGAAUUCCUGAAAGUCAUUGGCAAGGGAAGUUUUGGUCAGGUAGCCAAAGUUUAUGACCACAAGCUUCACCAACACCUCGCCCUGAAAAUGGUGAGAAACGAGAAACGGUUCCAUAGGCAAGCAGCAGAGGAAAUCCGUAUUUUGGAGUAUCUAAAGAAGCAGGAUAAAACUGGUGGUCUGAAUGUGAUCCACAUGCUUGAAAAUUUUACUUUCCGCAAUCAUAUCUGCAUGACGUUUGAGCUGCUGAGUAUGAACCUGUACGAACUAAUCAAGAGGAACAAGUUCCAAGGUUUUAGCCUGCAGCUAGUCCGAAAAUUUGCCCACUCCAUAUUGCAGUGCUUGGAGGGUUUGCAUCGUAACAAGAUAAUUCAUUGUGACCUAAAACCAGAAAACAUCCUGCUUAAACAGCAAGGCCGCAGUGGCAUCAAAGUUAUUGACUUUGGGUCCAGCUGUUUUGAGCACCAGCGGGUCUACACAUACAUUCAGUCCCGUUUUUACAGAGCACCAGAAGUCAUUCUUGGCUCCCGCUAUGGUAUGCCUAUAGACAUGUGGAGCUUUGGUUGUAUUUUGGCAGAACUGCUGACUGGAUCCCCACUGUUCCCAGGGGAAGAUGAGGCAGACCAGCUGGCUUGCAUGAUGGAAAUUCUUGGCAUGCCACCCCAAAAGCUCCUGGAGCAGUCAAAGAGGGCCAAGAAUUUUAUCAAUUCCAAGGGACACCCACGCUACUGCAUCACCAGCACCCUGGCUAACGGCACUGUGGUACUCAGUGGCAGCAGAUCCCGCAGAGGGAAAAUGCGAGGACCGCCAAACAGCAAAGACUGGGUGAUGGCCCUCAAAGGUUGUGAUGACCCCACAUUCAUAGACUUUCUGAAAAAAUGUUUGGACUGGGAUCCUAGCACACGGAUAUCCCCCAACCAGGCUCUACGACACCCCUGGCUUUAUAAGCGACUGCCUAAACCAGUCACUAGCACAACUGAGAAGACUUCAUUAACUAAGCGAAUUACAGACAAUAGCACUUCUUUCCCAGGGAUCCUUUCCAAACUGCCCCCUACAAUUGGUGAAGCCAAUAACAAACUUAGGACCAAUAUGAUGGGAGAAGCAAGGGGUAGCAUCCCCUUGCGCACGGUGCUGCCCAAGCUUGUCACCUAGGUGGAUAACCAAUGAGAAUUAUGUAGGAAAUGGUACAUGACAAUUUUUUUAACGAUUUCAAGAUUGUUUUGCACUAUGUUAUUUCUUCAAAUUUAGCCAAGGCAUGCACAUUUUUGUGCAGUAGUGGUGCACUCGUUUUUUUGUUUUUUUUUACAUUAACCACUAUUGGUGAGAUGUAAUAUCUUCAGAAUCUGAAUUUUAGGGGUGCAUUUAGCACAUUUUUAUCUAUUGUGUUUUUAAUAGAAUCUGUGUUUUCCUUUUUUUUAAAAAAUAGGGCUAAAAUAUUGAAUAAUGGAAGUGCAGACUGGACGUGCAAGUUUGGGAUUAGACUUGAACACAAAGGGCUACUCCACAUUUUUUUUUUUUAAAUUUCACAUGGCACAGUACAUUAAAUAGUCAUCCUUAAAAGAGCUAAGAAGGUUGAUGAUUAUUUUAUUGGCUUAUUCCAGUUGUUUUGCAAGAUCCAGCUGUUUUUAUUUUUAGAUUGGCAAGGCCAUCCAGUGGAUCAUUUUAGCACCUUCAGCCACAGGGGACCAUUUUGGUGGUUGAGUCAACAAACCCAUUUAAUGGGUUUAACUAGAAAGCAGCCAAGCUCAUCACCUGUCAACGUUGAUCACCAUCAGCCCUAAUAAUGCUCUAAGGAGACCAUACGAAGAAGGACUGUCUUGCUAGCUUGAAUACAGCAGUAAAUUGGAAAGCGUGUUUCAGAAACAAGUCAUCAGGUCAUUCAGCAUGAGAUGGUUCUCUUAAUUGAAAUAGGAUUUGUCAAAAGGAUUUUUCGCCUUUGUUUUAGCUGGUUUGUAACAUUUCUGCUGAAUGUGCACUGAAGGGUGCUACUAAGAUUUACCCUCUGAACAGUCUCAUGCCCUUGUGGGGUUCUUACACGUAGGCCUGGUGCUACUUACAAGAGGAGCUGCUUUGUUAUAAGCAGUUCUGUUGCGUGUAUCUGCCAUUUUCUACAUGCUCGUGCUAUUUUUUUCUCUGAAGAUUGGAGGUGAAAAGUGAUUCCUUUUCAUGGACUAUUUGUUCUAAAUUUGCAAAAUCCUGCUAGUGGGCUUUACUAUCAAGAAUACUGGUGUGAAACAGCACAUGUCUUAGUUAACCAACACUCAAUCAAUAUUCUGUAUUUUUCAACACGAAACAGGGCCCUUCUUGGCCUGUCUGUUUUCCAAGGCUGACACUGCCUAUUGAAUACUGAGUGGAAGAAAAAAAUCUUUUUAAUUUUAGCAGGAAAAAUAUAACUAAAAUGUACAAUAUUACUGUUAAAUGUGCAUUAAAUCAGUCUGUGCAUCAACCCAAAACGUCUGUCCCCUGUUACAAACACAAUCAGUGAACUGCAUUGCCAUCGGUCAACUAUGUCAACUACAAACAGACACAUACCAAAGCAGUAACGUUCACUGGGUCUUUGCCUGGUUAUAUUGAGACACCAGUGUAGUCCUGAGGGCAGCCGUCAGUGCCUCCUCAGUACACGCAAUCCAUAAUAAUAUUCCCACGGAGACUUGUAUAACUUGAGCAGUGCGUGAAACAGAAUACAAAAAACAUGCAAUCAGUUUUGAGUACCCAUUAAAAUGAUUGCACUAAAAACAAAUGUCACGUUGAAAUGUAUUAUUUAUUGAGUUUCAGACACGAGUGCACAAUUAUCCGGAAUGCAUUCUUCAUUUGAAAAUUCUAUUAAUAAUUUACUUUCUUUCCCUCCUACUGACUUCACAUGGAAUACUACAUGCGUUGUUUAACAGUGGAAAACGGCACAUUGCAGAAAGCAGCGGAUGCUUUUAAUUAGUUAUUAAUGGGAAUUUCAUUUUAAUGGAGACUGACUGAAUGUAAAGCAGUCUACAUGAUUGUACGGUUUGCCCAUUUGACAAAUUACUACAUGAUUUUUUUUUUUUACUAAAUAUAAUUUGUUGCUUAAAAAUCGAGAGAAGGUCAGUUUUAAAAUGUUAACAGUGCAACUUUUGGAUUAAUAUUUAACUGUUUAACUAUUUAACUUGAACUUAAAAUCAACAGUAACCCCUCACUUAAUGGACAGUAGCAGAUAUAUAAAGGUUUAAGUAAUGACCCUUAAUUUCUGUGUUAAUGUUGAUUUUUAGGGAAAUAUCUGAAUGUUAAUAACUUCAUACCGUGUGUGUGCGCAUAUAUAAUUUAAGAGGGCGAGUCAAAUGAAAACCUUAAAUAUUUAUUUUUUCAUAAUUUAUUGUUGCAAAGGUGUCAUAUUUUCUACAUAAACUACCUGACGUUCAAUACAAGUCCUCCAGUGCUUACAAAGUGCAUGGAUUCUUCUUUAAAAAUUAUUUGGUCAUGUGUGCAGCCACUCUUCAUCUGAAUCAAAAGUCUUUACACCCAUCACCUCUUUGAGUGAUCCAAAGUUGUGGUAAUCAGUGGGGACUAGGUAUGGCGAGUAUGGAGGAUUUGGAACACAUUCUUAAGUGUAUGUCCUCAAUGGUUGCAACCAUUGUACUUACAAUAUGGGACUGAGUAUUGUCAUGUUACCAUCUUUAUGCCACUACUAUGAUACCAUGUAGCUCGUCUGCACUGUGCUGCCACCUGCUGGACACUCCUAAUGUCAUUGCUAACGAUGUUGCCAAUUUACAUAGCAAUAGUAUGGUGUUAAGAAUUUUUAUCAAAAUAUGAAUGUUUUCAUUUGACUCACCCUUGUAUAUAAAUUCACAGAUACAGUGCAACAUAAUGUACAAGGCAAAUAUAAAAUCAGUCAGAAAUAAUAGACAUUGGAAGAAAAAACCUAUAAAGUUAGAAUUAGGUGGGAAAUUUUAUCUCGGCAGUGGCUUUAAAGCCACUGGUGACUCUUCUCCUUCGAACUCAGUAGACGGAAUGGGAAAGGGGGGGGGGGUCAUGUGGUCACUAGAAAGGGGUGAGUGGCACUCCUGAUAUCUCUGCAAAAGGACGAAGAUCCAAGUCUUUAGAGUCCUGAUGCUCCCUGUUUUGCUAUAUGGUCGCGGGACAUGGACGCUCUCCAGUAACCUGAGAUGAAGACUGGACACCUUUGGUACUGUGUCUCUUCGGAGACUCCUUGGGUACCUCUGCUUUGACUAUGUGACAUACGAGUGGUUGCUCACAGAGUCCCAAAUGAGGCACAUUACCUGCAUUGUGAGGAGUAGUGCGAAUCCUCGAGGGUGAUCCAGCAUGCAGGGUCUUCAUUGCUGAAGACCCUAGUGGUUGCACCAGGCCAAGGGGAUGCCCAAGUUCCACUUGGCUGUGGCAGAUAGAUGGUCAUUUUCAGAGGGAGGGACUGGACUGUCUGCCUGUGGGGUUGCCAACCAGCAUCCCGAUCUGUUGUUGUGAGGUGGGUGUGGCAACGUGCUGCACCAGUCCAUGCUACCUGCUGAUGUGAACAUAUUCUUUAUUCAUACACGUUUUAAACAUCUCUCUGGGGGGAAAUCUGCUUUAUGUCCUCCAUUAGGCCCUCAUCUGUUGUGGACCACAAACAAGGCAAUCUUUGAGACAUGUAGGCAGUAAACAGUGGAAAACUUGCAGACUCCACACAGGACACAUUGCUAACUAAAUUUUUUCCCUUUGUGCUUCUGUCAUAUUCGUGGUGUCUUGCAUACAUUUUAGAAAAAGUAAAAAGAAAAUUUAAACAUGUUUUCAAACAACUGGUACAUGAGGAUCCAGCACAAACUACUGAUCAUUUAAAAGCAGCAACAGGUCUCCAGUAUUACAAUUCAGGUUGUGUAUUCUUUGAGAAACAAGUGGAAAUCACUUGACUGUUGCCAACUGACAGCGUCUUGUCUCCAAAGUUUAAGUGGAAGUGUGGGGAGAAGCUUACAAUGGAUUGUGUGACCUGUAGGGCUUUCUCAGAUGCCAUUUGUAGGUAUACGGUAUGUGAUGCCGCCGGCAUGGCAUCCUCAGUAUGUACAGAAUAAGGCACUACUUGAUCUGACCUCAUUUGCAGAUGUACUCUGAUGUUAGAAUAGAUAUACCAAAGAUUUGCACUCAUUUUAGGUCAACAUUCCACUGUUCUUACAGAGUGGAGUUAUACAAUGAAAAGCACCUGGGACAUUUUGUGUUCUGCAUAGGUGGGGAUUUACAGCAAUGACGUUUAUUUGUAUAGCAUAUGAUCAUAAAAACAAUGUCCCUCAAAGUGCUUUCUUUACAAGCUGCUAAAGAGUUCGUAGUGAAAGAGUUAUUUGGGAGCACUCCAUGGAAAUCUAUUCAGCUGUGUUUGGAUUGUUAAAAUUAAAAGUGAGUGUUGAUAGUUGAGCCCACUAGGUGUGAGUGCCUGCAGCAGUAGAUGGGAUAGUCUGUAAUGAAAUGGGUUUAAGGGUCAGUGUGGUUUUUAUUAACCUGAAUAAACAGUUUUCACUUUACAUUUUAUCAAUUUGUGAUGUUGUUCUGGUAUCAACAUUAUGGAAGACAAUAUAUGCCCCAUGGGGACAGCUCUAAAGGGGUGUUUUGGUUUUUUUUAAAUGAUAUUUCCAAAUCUUCAUCAACAGCCUACUGCAAACCUAAUAAUUCUUUGCAUUUAUAUAGCGCUUUUCUCACUACUCGAAGCGCUCAGCAAUUGCAGGUUAAGGGCCUUGCUCAAGGGCCCAACAGAGCAGAGUCCCUAUUGGCAUUUACGGGAUUCAAACCGGCAACCUUCCUAGUCUGACUGAAAAUUUAAAAUUGUCAGAAUCGCUCAGCACAGGCUCUUAUUACAAGUCUGAUCGUUAAACUUAAGAUUUACGGCAUCACCUGCCUGACAUGGAUGCUCAAGGUUUAUCUAUCAGUUUUAGAGCAUCCUCAGUGUCUCCAACUGAGAGCGUUCUGGCCUCCUAAUUUAUUUAUACAUUUGUGGGAAGUGAAGUGUUCUUUUGUUAUUUUUAUAUUUCAUUCAUUGCUCCACCCUGUUUUCUCACACAUUUGGUUUGCCAGGUCUUUGGAAUGGCCGUUAACAUGCCCAGUGAUGUGAAGUGACAAACUGAACACAAGUGCCAUGUCGGCAUGAGGAAUACAGAAUGCGAGUCAGAUGGCAACACUUUCUUAAGCCACAGUUCUGUGCCUUCAAAAUCACCACAGAUGUUAAACUAGCCUCCGCACUGGCCCUCUUUUGUGUGUUCAGGGUGCACAACUUUUUUCUAUUUCAUUUUAUACACCUAAUAGGAAUUUUCUAAUUGCAAACACUACAGUACUUUAUAAUAAAAUCAAUGUACUGUAAUUUUUUAUUGUUGCAAAAAGAUACUUUGAACAGGUUGGUGAAUUUUAAUAGCAUGUAAAUUGUGUGUAUGUGUGUGUUAUGGGGAGCAAGUGGGGAUUGCUACUCUGGAAAGGAGCAAUAUCUGUCAAAAUUGUAAAGUAACGAAACAAGCUUGUGCUCAUUUAUUCAGGUUUUCAGGAUGAUCAUUCUCAUUAUUACCUAAUUUUACCAACUUUUAUCUUGUUGUAUAUUUCUGUUUUUAUUGAGUUGAAAUAAAAUAUAAAUA